AAUCGAAACCGACCUAAAGCUCUUUUUUCCAUUACCCCAAAGCUAGAUCUGAUUAUUGUUGAUUUAAGCAUUGGAGUGUCUACCCCGAGAACCAUCUCAGGGCUUUGCAGAUAAAUCCGGAGUGAAGACGCGGACUAAAGAAGGACUUCGGGUUUGGCGCAAUUACAUUGGCGUCGUCUGUGGGAAUCUGAACUAAAAGCUCUUUUGUUACUUUCUCAUUAUGGUCAACACUCGAUCUGUCCGAGCUGGAAGUCAAGCUUAACCUCUUGGACAGGGUCAAACUCAAUAUCCCAACAACCUCCCACCUCAAAUCCCAAACCCAUUCCCUCCUAUUGAACAUGCAGAAGGAGGAGAUGAGAACCAACCUCACAACUCAGCUUAGAAUUCAGCUCCCACCCCUAACCAAGAAGAUAAUAAUCCUGGUGAUCCCCUCAUCAAUCUACUCAACCCUGCUCAACAACCCCAAGUUCAACAGCAAGACCCUUAACCAAUUCAACAUACUCCUGCUCUUAGUGAGUCUCAAGCUCGAGACAUAUGAUGGAACGAAAGAUCCAAAUGAUCACCUCCAUGCUUUUUAUUCUUGUAUGCAAGCUCAGAACGCCUCUGAUGCAUUAAUGUGCAAGAUCUUUCCCUCCACUCUCUGUGGUAAUGCUCAAACUUGGUACUAUAGUUUGCCUCCGAGAUCUAUCAGCUCUUAUACAGAAAUGACAUCUGCAGUAAAUAGUUCGACCGAAUUGUGGGUUGGAGAGUUCACACCAAAAGAAGAGGUGCUAUUGCAGGCUCUAGAGGUUUUGGCCAUGGGUAAGACAGAGAAGACUCGUUAGAGUAUAAUGCUUUGAUACCACUGUAGCUUCAGAGAGUAAGGAGUAUGAAGGCUAACUUGUUUAUUCACCAAUACAUUAAAAGUAUAUAUACAGUUAGAGCCUAAGUGCUGCCCUAUCACAUUAGGCAAGUGAACUACAAUCUUGGAUAUUAUACAGAAAAUGAAUGUGAAAAUUAACA
Messenger RNA from Rubroshorea leprosula, 1002 nucleotides. The record is from the annotation of a GenBank genome assembly. Lineage: Eukaryota; Viridiplantae; Streptophyta; Magnoliopsida; Malvales; Dipterocarpaceae.